This is a messenger RNA of Hypanus sabinus (Atlantic stingray), 15510 nucleotides long. It is a transcript of the gene fat1a, whose product is annotated as FAT atypical cadherin 1a. Gene Ontology annotation, biological process: homophilic cell-cell adhesion. NCBI's taxonomy places the organism in Eukaryota, Metazoa, Chordata, Chondrichthyes, Myliobatiformes, Dasyatidae. Gene Ontology annotation, cellular component: plasma membrane. The record is from RefSeq and is a predicted model, not a curated record. Bases 305 to 14158 code for a protein of 4617 amino acids. The transcript has 29 exons. Gene Ontology annotation, molecular function: calcium ion binding.
CGGACCGGCGAUGGGAGAGGAGAGUGAGUGAGUGAGUGAGUGAGGUACUUCGAUCAUGCAGCGUUUAGCCCGGACAAAGCCACUAGCUGCCCCCUGCCCGAGUUAAUGCCUCCGGCAGCUUGGGCUGGAGGGAGAGAGGAGAGCACCGCCCCGGGAAAGUUUGCGGGCUGUUGUUGGAGUGACUGCGGGGCCCCGGAGCCCGGGCGGGGGGCUUUGUGGCAGUGGCACACAUUGGGCGGCAGCUCGGCACCGGACCGUGGAGCGCCAGACACAGUCGCUUGGUGAUUUCUCAAGUGCCAUCACGAUGAGAUCAACUGCACUACUGGUUUCUUUGCUGCUUUUUCAGCUUUUCAAUAGCUGUGAAGGAAAUAGGAAGAAUGAAGCCACGUCAUCAAUUCAGUUCACACAACACCUUUAUAAUGCUUAUAUUUAUGAGAAUUCUGCUGCCAAGACCUAUUUAGAAACUCAUCCAAAAAUGGGCAUAUACAUCACACAUCCAUCAUCAGAGUUUCGAUAUAAAAUAAUUUCUGGUGAUCACGAAAACUUGUUUAAAGCUGAAGACUACAACCUUGGGGAUUUCUGUUUCUUGCGUAUUAGGACUAAGGGAGGGAAUUCUGCAGUCUUAAAUAGGGAGGUGAAAGACCAUUAUUUGCUGAAUGUUAAGGCAGUUGAGAAAAAAACGAAUGCUGAAGCACAGACAAAAGUUAAAGUUCAUGUUUUAGACACAAAUGACCUUCGGCCCCUGUUUUCACCAACAUCGUACAGUGCAUCUUUGGCAGAAAGCACCCCUCUAAGAACCAGUGUGGCCAGAGUCAGGGCCACUGAUGCAGACAUCGGCACUAAUGGAGAGUUUUAUUACAGCUUCAAGGAUUGGACAGAUGCAUUUGCCAUUCAUCCCACCAAUGGUGUAGUUACCCUAACUGGGAGGCUGGACUACUCUGAGAAGAAACAGUAUGAUUUGGAGAUCCUUGCUGCUGAUCGUGGCAAGAAAUUAUAUGGCAGCAGUGGAACAAGCAGUUUGGCAAAGCUUACUAUUCAUGUGGAACAGGGAAAUGAAAAUGCACCACUCAUCACAGCUGUUACCCUUGUCCCAUCAGACAUGGAUAAAGAUCCAAUAUAUGCAAUUAUAACAGUGGAAGAUGAAGACCCAGGAGUCAGUGGAGAAAUAGCAUCCUUAAAUAUUGUGGCAGGAGAUCCUCUGCAUCAGUUCAGGGUCACGAGGUCAAGUCCUGGUAGCAAAGAAUACCAUAUUAGAGCUAUUGACCAAAUUGACUGGGAAAGCCAGUCUUCUGGAUAUAAUCUCACACUUCAAGCGAAGGACAAAGGUACACCACCUCAGUUUUCCUCUGUGAAAGUUAUCCAUGUAACACCUCCUCAAUCAAAAUCAGUGCCCUGUAGAUUUGAGAAAGAUCUAUAUGAAGUCAGAUUGAGUGAGUUUGCUCCCCUGAAUUCUCCGGUUGUGAUGGUGAAAGUGAAUCCAGUGUAUCCACAGAUUAAGUUUGCCUUCAGAUAUCACGUGGAUAAGUUUCGUAUUAACCCUGACACUGGUCUCAUCACUACUAAUGGCUUUAUUAAAGCACAAGAAGCUUCCUCCUAUCAACUUGAAGUUAUAAUUGUUGACAGACAGGCAUCAACAAAAGUAAUUGUGCAUGUGAUAGAUAUGAAUGACAAUGCUCCUGAAUUCAAGCAGUCAUCGUAUAGGUCCACUGUCAGUGAAAAUGUGCCGGUUGGCACUAGUGUCUUGACUGUAAGUGCCACAGAUGUUGACGCAGGUGAGAAUGGAUACGUGACAUACAGUAUUGCCAACUUGAACCCCCCACCUUUUGAAGUAGACUAUUUCAGUGGUGUCAUCAGGACUUCCCAGGAGUUGGAUUAUGAAUUAAUGCCAAGAAUCUAUAACUUGCGAGUCCGUGCAUCUGAUUGGGGCUCACCUUAUCGUCGUGAAGUUGAAGCACUUGUGACUAUUUUCUUAAGCAAUGUAAAUGACAAUAAGCCGUUGUUUGAGAAGGUGAAUUGUAUAGGUACAAUUCCAAGGGAUCUAAAUAUUGGUGAACAGAUUACUACUGUGUCUGCUAUUGAUGCAGAUGAGAUGCAGCUGGUAAGAUAUCAGAUAGUAACAGGGAAUGAACUAGACUUGUUUGACUUGAACCCUAACUCUGGUGUCCUUGUGUUGAAGCGGCCUCUUACCGAUGGAGCUGGAGUCACAGGCUCUUUUCAUUGUCUACAGAUUACAGCUACAGAUGGAGAGAACUUUGCUACUUCAAUGUACAUCAACAUCACUGUUGCAACCAGUUGGAAACAAGUUAAUUUGCACUGCACGGAAACUGGAGUGGCUAAAUUCUUAGCAGAAAAGCUUCUCCAGGCAAAUAAGAUCCACAAUCAUGGAGAUUCUGAGGACUUGUUUUCUGAUAAUCAUUCAAUUAAUCGGCAUGCACCCCAGUUUGACAGUUCUUUUCCAGGUGUAAUUCAAGUUAAAGAAGACAAUCCAGUUGGAACUAAACUAUUGUUGAUAAAUGCUACAGAUUUUGAUAAUGGCUUCAAUGGAAGAUUGGUUUAUGUAAUUUCUGGAGGUGAUAGCGACAGCAAGUUCAUUAUUGAUAUGGAAACGGGCUGGUUAAAAGUAGUUGCUCCUCUUGACAGGGAAAAAAAUGAUCAUUAUACCCUUAAUAUAACUGUGUAUGAUCUUGGGAUACCUCAGAAGUCUGCUUGGCGUCUGCUAGAUGUAAACAUACUAGAUGCAAAUGAUAAUAGGCCAGCAUUUCUGCAGGAUGUGUAUUCUGAAGUAGUGAGUGAAAACAAAGAAGUGGGAAGCAUGAUUAUUCAGCUUGAAGCAACAGAUCGAGAUCUGGGUGCCAAUGGAGAAGUCAGAUAUUCCAUUCUGACAGACACAGAUGCAUUUGCAAUUGACAGUGUGACUGGAAUUGUGAAGGUUAUAGGAUUACUAGACAGAGAAAAAGAACCUGUUUAUUUACUGAAAGUCGAAGCUAGGGAUCAAGCUAAGGAGGAGCCCCAGCUAUUUUCAACGGUUCUGCUGAAAGUGACUUUGGAAGAUGUCAAUGAUAAUGCGCCUGAAUUUAUUCCGCGAAACUAUCACAUUAAAAUUCGAGAAGACUUACCGGAAGGAACAGUUGCUAUGUGGUUGGAAGCCUAUGAUCCUGAUGUUGGGCAAAGCAGUCAAGUACGUUACAGUCUGAUAGACAGUGGAGAAGGGUAUUUUGAUGUGGAUAAAUUAAGUGGAGCUCUUCGCAUUAUGCGCAAAGUAGAUUUUGAGAAGAAGCAGUUCUAUAAUUUGACUGCUCGUGCGAAGGAUAAAGGACGACCCGUUUCUCUAUCUUCAACCUGCUACAUUGAAGUAGAAGUGGUGGAUGUAAAUGAGAAUUUAUAUGCUCCUGUGUUUCCUUUCUUUGUGGCUAAUGGAUCUGUCAGUGAAGAUGUUCCGAUUGGUACAUCAGUAAUGACUGUAACAGCUAAUGAUAAUGACAAUGGCAGAGAUGGAGAAGUUAGGUACUCCAUAAGGGAUGGAUCGGGACUUGGAGUCUUCACAAUUGAUGAAGAAAAAGGUAUAAUUAGGACAGCAGAUCUUCUGGACCACGAAACUGCUUCAUAUUACUGGCUCACAGUGUAUGCCACUGAUCUUGGAGUUGUACCUCUCUUCUCCUUCAUCGAAGUGUAUAUUGAAAUUGAGGAUGUUAAUGAUAAUGCUCCACAGACAUCUCGGCCAGUUUAUUACCCUGAAGUCAUGGAGAACUCUCCCAAAGAUGUGUCCGUUGUACAGAUCGAAGCGUCUGACCCAGAUUCCAGAUCAAGUGACAGGCUGAGCUAUAAAAUUACCAGUGGCAAUCCGCAAGGUUUUUUCACCAUAAAUCAGGAGACUGGACUGAUUACAACAACAUCACGAAAACUAGACCGGGAACAACAAGCAGAACACAUCCUUGAGGUGACAAUUACUGACAAUGACAGCAACCCAAAAUCUACUGUUGCCAGAGUCAUAGUGAAAGUUUUGGAUGAAAAUGACAAUAAGCCUCAGUUCUUGCAGAAGUUUUAUAAAGUUAAGCUUCCAGACCGAAUAAAACCAGAUCGGGAGAAAUCCAUUAAGCGGGAACCCAUCUUUAGAGUUGUUGCUGCUGAUAAGGAUGAAGGCCCGAAUGCUGAAUUAUCAUACAGCAUCGAAGAGGGAGAUGAACAGGGCAAGUUUUUCAUUGAGCCCAAAACUGGCGUUGUCUCAUCCAAGAAGUUUUCUGCAGCGGGCGAAUAUGAUAUUCUCACAAUAAAAGUAGUGGAUAAUGGACGUCCUCAGAAAUCAACUAUAGCUCGGCUGCAUGUUGAGUGGAUCAUGAAACCUGAGCCGCCUUCUGAACCAUGGAACUUUGAAGAACCUUCAUUUUCCUUUAGUGUCAUGGAGAAUGAUCCAGUUACUCAUAUGGUCGGAGUCAUUGCUGUGGAACCAGUUGGCACUACCCUCUGGUUUGAUAUCACCGGUGGCAACUAUGACAGUCGAUUUGAUGUGGACAAAGGUAGUGGAACCAUCAUUGUUGCUAGACCACUUGAUGCAGAACAGAAAUCGAAUUACAAUUUGACAGUGGAGGCAACAGAUGGGACAAUGUCCAUCAGCACUCAGGUAUACAUUAAAGUUAUUGAUACAAAUGAUCAUCGACCUGAGUUUUCCAAAUCUGAAUAUGAAGUUAGUAUUCCGGAAGACACAAUUCCUGAAACGGUAAUUCUGCAAGUUAGUGCCAGUGAUAGGGAUGAGAAGAACAAGUUGAUUUAUACUCUUCAAGGCAGCACUGAUCCAAGAAGUCUGAAAAAGUUCAGGCUGGAUCCUGCUACUGGUGUUCUCUUCACAGCAGAAAAACUGGACCAUGAGACCAAACAUCAGCAUGUUCUUACUAUUAUGGUUCGAGAUCAAGAUGUUCCUGUCAAGCGUAAUUAUGUGAGAGUUACUGUUAAUAUUGAAGAUACCAAUGACCACGCACCGUGGUUUACCAGCUCUUCCUACACCGGUCGUGUGUUUGAGUCUGCUGCAGUUGACUCAGCAGUACUUCAGGUUACAGCAUUGGAUAAAGAUAAGGGGCAAAAUGCAGAAAUUACAUACACUAUUGAGUCAGGAAAUGUUGGCAACAGCUUUGCCAUUGAUCCAGUGCUGGGUACUAUUACGGUUGCAAAAGGCUUGGAUCGCAGUACCUGGAGGCAAUAUGAACUGAUAGUCAAAGCGACUGAUGGAGGAAGUGCUCCAAUGAGUGCUGUUACUGCUGUUCGCAUCAUUGUGACCAUUUCUGAUAACGCAGCACCCAAGUUUGCAGUAAGGGAGUACUAUGCAGAGAUAGGUGAAGGAGCCAGCAUUGGGAGUUUUGUUAUCCUGAUAACUGCAUCCAGCCAGUCGUCUAUAGUUUAUGAAAUAAAAGAUGGAAAUGUAAACGGCGCAUUUAACAUCAACCCUAACUCAGGAGUCAUUGUUACCCAGAAGGCACUUGACAACGAGGGACUGGCUUUAUACCGACUGACAAUUCAAGCUACAAAUAUGGCUGGGUUAUCUACUAACACCACCGUUUUAAUACAGCUGCGAGAUGAAAACGACAACGUGCCCGUUUUCAUUGAAUCGGAGUAUGUCGGAAUCAUUAGUGAAUCUGCCCAUGUCAACAGUGUUGUUCUGAAUAAGCAGAGUACUCCACUGGUAAUUCAAGCCACAGAUGCUGACGAAGGAUCCAAUGCCCUCCUGUUUUAUCAAAUUGCCGAGCCAUCUGCCCGGAAAUAUUUUGCUAUUGAUUCCCGGACGGGCGCCAUUCGUGCAGUGCAGAAACUAGACUAUGAGCAGAUGAAUAUUUUUAAUUUCACCGUGCAAGUGCACGAUAGUGGAAAUCCACAAUUGUUUGCAGAGCAUGCCGCAAAUGUCACCAUUCAUGUGAUUGAUGUAAACGAUUGCCCUCCCAUCUUUGCUCAGGAUUUGUAUGAUGUCUCCCUUCUUGUGCCAACAUACAAAGGUGUGAAGGUGACUGUUGUAGACGCCACUGAUGCUGAUUCGAAUUCAAAUGCCGAUCUAAUUUAUUCCAUAAUCGAUGGUAACAUAGGUGAGAAGUUCUCCAUAGAUGCAAAGACAGCACUUAUUUCAGUGCAGAACACAAUCCACUUGAGGAGUCGGUAUGAACUUACAGUUAGAGCAAGUGAUGGCAGGUUUUCCAGUACAACUUCAGUGCGAAUAAAUAUAAAAGAAAGCAAAGAAAGCAACCUAAAAUUCACCCAAAGUUCAUAUUCUGCUGUUGUAAAGGAAAACACCACGGAGGUUAAAACUAUAGCCAUUAUUACUACAGUGGGUAAUGAAAUGAAUGAGCCAUUAUUUUACCACAUCCAUAAUCCUGAUAGAAAGUUUAAAAUAAGCCGCACGUCGGGUGUUCUUGCAACUACCGGAAUCCCGUUUGAUCGUGAAGAGCAAGAAGUGUUUGAUGUGGUGGUUGAAGUUAGUGAAGAAAAAAAUCCAUCAAGAGUGGCGCAUGUGGUUGUGAAAGUUACUGUUGAAGACGUUAAUGACAAUGCUCCAAUCUUUGUCAACCUGCCUUAUUAUGCCGUUGUCCAAAUGGAUGCUGAAGUAGGCCAUGUUAUUCGCCAGGUCACUGCUAUAGAUAAGGAUAUUGGUAAAAAUGGAGAAGUUUGUUAUUAUCUUAAAAAACAUCAUGACCAUUUUCAGAUAGGACCAUCAGGAGAAAUAUCCCUAAAGAAGAAUUUUGAGCCCAACCUGUCAAAUAUGGAGUAUGUUGUUGUUGUUGUUGUGAAGGAUGGAGGGGAGGUGUCACUUUCCGCAGAAGUUGAAGUGCCCAUCACGGUUAUAAACAAAGCCAUGCCUGUAUUUGAGAAACCAUUCUACAGUAUCGAGAUACCUGAGAAUAUUCAGCUGCACGCUCCAGUUGCCUAUGUACAGGCUAACAGUCCAGAAGGUCCCCGUGUCAUAUACAGUAUUGCAGAUGGAGACCCUUUCAAUCAGUUCACAAUCAACUUCAACACCGGAGUUAUAAAUGUCAUCAGCGCAUUAGACUUUGAAACACAUCCUGCUUACAAACUAACCAUAAGAGCGACAGACUCACUGACGGGAUCAUACUCUGAGGUGUUCGUUGAUAUUGUGGUGGAGGAUGUUAAUGAUAAUCCUCCAGUGUUUGCAGAGAGGAAGUACACGGCCACUCUGUCCGAGGCUUCGGUGGUGGGCACGUCAGUGGCUCAGGUCACUGCCACGGAUUCAGAUUCUGGAAUAAAUAAAGUCCUCUACUACCAAUUAGUAGAAGACGAGGCCAAAAGCUUUGAAUACUUUCACAUUGAUAGCUCCAGUGGCCUCAUUUUAACCGCACGGAUGCUGGAUUACGAACAUGUUCAGAAGUAUGAUCUCCUUGUUCGAGCCUUGGAUAAUGGAAAGCCCCAACUUAGUAGUGAUGUCAUUGUGACUCUGCAUGUCACUGAUUUGAAUGAUAACCCUCCAUUGUUCAAUGAGCUGCUGUACCAGGCAUCAGUAAGUGAGCCCAUAAUGCGGGGACACUUUGUAACACAUGUGCAGGCCACUGAUGCAGAUCCUUCUGAUGUGGACAAGCUUCGGUACUCAAUUGUGUCAGGCAACGAUCAGGUGAACUUUGCCAUAGAUAGCAAGUUGGGAAUCAUUACUAUUUCAAGCCUACCCAAGCAGAAUUUGGAGGCAGUUUAUAAUCUUACUGUAAGUGUAUCUGAUGGUGUUUUCAGAAGCUCAGCAAAAGUUCUAGUAAACAUUCUGACUGCUAAUUUUCACAAUCCGGUUUUUGUUCAGAGUGAUUAUGAAGUAGAAUUGGCUGAAAAUUCAGAAAUUGGGACACUUUUGAUUGAAGUAAAGGCAACAGAUAAAGAUUCUGGUAUAUAUGGGAACUUAACUUAUUCAAUUGUUAAUGACUUUGCAAGAGACAGAUUUUCUGUUGAUCAGAAAGGAAGGAUUUUCACCUCGGAGAAAUUGGAUCGUGAAAACCCAGUGGAGAAGGUGAUCACUGUCAGUGUCAUGGCGAAAGAUGGUGGCGGCAAAGUGGCUUUCUGCAAUGUUAAUGUGAUACUCACCGAUGAAAAUGAUAAUGUACCUCAGUUCCGAGCUGAAAAAUAUAAAGUAAACAUUGGUUCAUAUGCUCCAAAGGGAUCUUCAGUCAUUAGAAUUAUAGCUUCUGAUGCAGAUGAAGGUAGCAAUGCAGAUAUCGUCUACGCCAUUGAAGCUGCUUCUGACAAUGUUGAGGAAAACUUUCAAAUUAAUUCAUUUACUGGGGUCAUCAGCACCAAAGAAAGCUUAGUUGGAUUAGAAAAUAAUUUUUAUACUUUUGUUGUCAGAGUUAAAGAUGGUGGAAUUCCACAGCUAGAUUCUGUUGUUCCUGUCUAUGUGAGAAUACUUCUCCCAGAAAUUCCCCUUCCAGUAUUUACAGAACCUUUCUACACAUUUGCCAUCUCUGAGGAAAUAAAUGUUGGAACCGUGAUUGAUUUGAUCAGAGCAGAAAGUGAUCAGCCAUUGUUCUACAGUCUUGUGAAGGGAAAUACUCCUGAAAGUAACAUGGAUGAAAUAUUUGCUAUAGAACAUGAUACCGGGAAAUUAAAGACUGAAAAAUCUCUUGAUCAUGAAAUAACCAAAUGGUACCAGAUUACUGUGCUGGCACAAUAUCCUUUUGAGGGAUAUGAGGUUAUUUCUUCUGUGGAUGUGAGCAUUCAAGUGAAAGAUGAGAAUGACAAUAAGCCCAUUUUUGAUUCAAAUCCUUACGAAGCUUUUGUUGUGGAAAAUAUGCCUGAAGGAACCACAGUAAUUCAAGUAAAAGCUUCAGACCUGGAUUCUGGAGUGAAUGGCCAGGUGACCUACAGCUUAGCUCAAUCUCAGGAACUGGAUCAUGUGCUCGAUCUUUUCACCAUUAAUAGUGAAACUGGGUGGAUAACAACCCUCAAAGAGUUGGACCAUGAGAAGCAGACAAAGUAUCGAAUCGUCGUGGUGGCAUCUGAUCAGGGAGAGCAGGUCCAGUUGUCAUCCACGACGGUAGUGGACCUCACCGUCACUGACGUAAAUGACAAUCCCCCGCGCUUUACUGCUGAGCUGUACAAAGGAACUCUGAGUGAAGAUGACCCUCCCGGCGGAGUGAUUGCUAUACUGAGUACUACAGAUGCUGAUACUGAAGCUGUAAAUAGACAAGUUACUUGUUACAUUACAGCCGGUGAUCCUCUGGGACAGUUUGGCAUUGAGCACAUUCAGAACGAAUGGAAAGUUUAUGUCAGAAAGCCUUUGGAUAGGGAGAAGAAGGAUCAUUAUCUGUUAACCAUUACAGCUACGGAUGGUACUUUAGUAGCCAAAGCAGUUGUUGAAGUUAAAGUCCUUGAUGCAAAUGAUAACAGUCCAACUUGUGAAAAGACUUUGUAUGCUGAGACCAUAGCGGAGGAUGUUCCUUCUGCCAAAUUAAUCCUGGUGGUUUUGGCUAAAGAUGCAGAUAUACGUUCAAAUGGAGAAAUCACUUACACACUCCACGGAACCGGAGCAGAGAAAUUCAGAUUAGAUUCUGUCACUGGUGAAUUAAAAACAUUUGCUCCACUUGAUCGUGAGGAGCAAGCGGUUUAUAAUCUUCUGGUGAAAGCUACUGAUGGAGGUGGCCGUUCCUGCCAGACUGAUAUUGUUAUUACACUGGAGGAUGUGAAUGAUAAUGCACCAGUCUUUUCAUCUGAUCCAUACACUGUAUCUGUUUUUGAAAACACAGCCAAUAAAACAUUGCUGACAAGAGUUCAAGCUACUGAUCCAGAUGCAGGUUUGAAUCGUAAGGUGCUUUAUUCACUUUCGGAUUCUGCAAACGAUCAUUUCUCCAUUGAUGAGUUGUCUGGAAUUAUUAGUUUGGAGAAACCAUUAGAUCGAGAGCUCCAAGCUUCAUACGUUCUUACCGUGAAGGCCACUGAUCAGGGAGCUCUGAAAAAGCUGUCAUCCUUAAGUACUGUGCUGGUUUCUGUGCUGGACAUCAAUGACAACCCACCUGUAUUUGAGUAUAGGGAGUACCUAGCUACACUUCCUGAGAAUACUCCUUUGGGAACUGAAGUGCUUCAGGUAUUUGCAGCCAGUAAAGAUGCUGAGGCCAAUGCAGACAUUACCUAUUCCAUCAUCAGUGGCAACGAACAUGGGAAAUUCAGCAUUGAUCCAAACACAGGUGCUAUUUUUGUGCUCUCAAGUCUGGACUUUGAGACCUCGCAUGAAUAUUAUUUGACAGUUGAAGUCACGGAUGGUGGAACACCUGCACUUAAUGAUGUGGCAACAGUGAAUAUUAAUGUGACAGACAUCAAUGACAACACUCCUAAAUUUAGUCACGACGUAUACAUGGCAGUGAUAAGUGAAGAUGCUCCUUUGGGACAGCUGGUUGUUACAGUUAUUGCAGACGAUUCAGAUGGGCCAUCAAACAGCCAGAUCCGCUAUUCUAUAAUUAAUGGCAAUCAAGGAAGCCCAUUCACCAUUGAUAAUACCAAGGGGCAGAUAAAAGUAGCACAACAUUUGGAUAGAGAAAAAAUUUCUGGCUAUACCCUGACAGUCCAAGCUUCAGACAAUGGCACUCCUCCUCGGUUCAACACAACCACUGUUAAUAUUGAUGUAGCUGAUGUCAAUGAUAAUCCUCCCAUGUUCUUGCAGGCAAACUAUAGUGUCAUCAUUCAGGAAAACAAGCCGAUCGGAUCCAGUGUGCUGCAGCUUCAGGUGAUCGACAGGGAUUCCUCACACAACGGCCCUCCGUUCAUCUUUACGUUUAUUAGGGGAAAUGACGGGAAUGAAUUUCAGUUAAAUCCACAAGGUCUGCUCUUAUCAUCAUCUCAACUUGACCACAAGAUCAGAGAUGCCUAUCAGCUGCAGGUGCAGGUAACUGAUAAUGGGCGACCUCCAUUAUCCUCAUCAACAUUCAUAAAGCUUAAAGUUAUUGAAGAAAGUAUUUAUCCUCCAGCAAUCCUUCCCCUCGAAAUCCACAUAACUACUGUUGGAGAUGAGUAUACAGGAGGGGUUAUUGGAAAGAUUCAUGCAACAGAUCAGGAUAUUUAUGAUGCUCUCAGAUAUAGCCUUGCUUCUGACAUGGGAAACUCAUUUGAAGUUUCCAGCACUGAUGGCAAAAUGAUUGCACAUAAGUCUUUGGACAUUGGACAAUACGUUCUUAAUGUCACCGUCACUGAUGGUCGGUUCACAACAGCUGCUGAUGUAACUGUGCACGUUAAGCAAGUGACAGAAAGCCAGGUCAACCAUUCUAUUGCCAUACAAUUUGCAAAUAUUACACCCGAAGAGUUUAUAGGAGAUUAUUGGCGUAACUUCCAAAGGGCAUUAAGAAAUAUUCUCGGCAUCAGAAGGCACGAUGUGCAUGUUGUUAGCCUGCAACCUUCCGAACCACCUUCGAAUUUGGAUGUACUUCUGACAGUCAAUAAAGCAGGAAACUCUUUCCAUCUCCCUGAGAUUCUGUUCUAUAAGUUGAAUACCUCUGUGGUGGACAUAGAGGAAAUGAUGGGUGUACGAAUAUUAAAAGUCUUUCACAAACUUUGCGCUGGUCUGGAUUGCCCAACUAGAUUUUGUGAAGAGAAGAUCACUUUAGACAGUAAUACCAUGUCAACACACAGCACAGCGAGGCUGAGUUUUGUCACACCAAGACACCAUAGAGAAGCUGUCUGUCUUUGUAAAGACAGCAAAUGCCCCACUGUGCAUAAACUUUGUGAGGCUAAUCUCUGUCCUGCUGAUACUGAAUGUGUACCUGAUGCAAAAGAGGAACGAUAUACAUGCUUAUGUAAAAAUGGGAAUCAGGGCCAGUGUUCUGGUGACUCCUCUCUGACAUUCAAUGGCAAUAGCUAUGUGAAAUAUCGACUCCUGGAAAAUGAAAAUAAAGAGGAAAUGAAACUUUCUCUGCGCUUACGGACUUACCAUCCACAUGCGGUUGUCAUGUAUGCUAGAGGAACAGAUUACAGCAUUCUAGAAAUUAACAAUGGAAGAUUGCAAUAUAAGUUUGACUGUGGCAGUGGUCCAGGAACUGUAUCUGUACAGAGCAUUCAGGUCAAUGAUGGUGAAUGGCAUUCUGUUUCAUUGGAAGUUGAUGGAAAUUACGCAAGACUAGUUCUCGAUAAAGUCCAUACAGCAGCUGGUACUGCUCCAGGCACCCUGAGGACACUAAACUUAGACAAUUUUUUGUACUUUGGUGGCUAUGUCCGACAGCAGCGCACAAAACAUGGCAGAAACCUGCAGGUCAGCAGUGGCUUUAGAGGGUGCUUGGAGACAAUGAUGCUAAAUGGGCAGAAGCUCCCUUUGAGCAGUAAGCAGAGAGGCUAUGCAGUCAUGGAGGAAUCUGUUGAAAUAUCUUCUGGUUGUUCAUUAAUGCUUGCAGAAGGAUGUUCAAGCAGUCCAUGCCUCAACAGUGGCAUAUGUUCUUCACUGCCCCAUGGAGGCUACUUUUGUAAAUGUACUUCUCUGUUUACGGGUACUCAUUGUGAGAUUGGUGUCAGCCCUUGUGAUUCGAACCCAUGUCUGUAUGGUGGAACAUGCAUUCCAGUGAACGAUGAUUACAUCUGUCAGUGUAGAGGACAAUAUACAGGACUAAGGUGUCAAGUGGGUCCAUACUGCAAAGAUAAUCCUUGCAAAAAUAAUGGCAAAUGUAUCGAUAGUCUCGAUGGCCCCGUUUGUGAGUGUGAAGCAGGUUAUCGUGGAGAAAGAUGCUUGGCUGAUAUUGACGAAUGUCGUGAUAGCCCUUGUCUUAACAAAGGCAGAUGUGAAAACACAUAUGGCUCCUUCAACUGUAAUUGCAGUCAAGGCUUUGUUGGAAAGCUUUGUGAUGAUACUGUGGUUAACAAAUACAUAUCCACACCCUGGAAUAUUGCUUUAGAAGAAGUUAUUGGAAUUAUAGCCUUCGUUGCAACCAUAUUCAUUCUGGUUUUGUUGUUCGUCUUCUUCCGUAAGAAGAUUUGUAAAAAGAAGCAGCAUAACGAGAGCAGUGAAAAACGCGUUGGAGCUACCACUUCUUUCUUGCAGAAGAACUAUUUUGAUUCUAAAAUGAGUAAAACAAUCUAUUCAGACAUUCCACCUCAGGUGCCUGUUCGUCCAAUCUCUUACACUCCAAGUAUUCCAAGUGACUCCCGAAACAACCUGGACCGAAAUUCUUUUGAAGGAUCUGCUAUACCAGAGCAUCCAGAGUUCAGUACUUUCAAUCCAGACUCUAUGCACGGACACCGGAAAACUGUGGCUGUUUGCAGCGUUGCUCCAAACCUACCUCCUCCUCCUCCAUCCAACUCUCCAUCCGACUGUGACUCCAUACAAAAACCCAGCUGGGACUAUGAUUAUGAUGCAAAGGUGGUGGAUCUCGAACCCUGUCCAUCAAAAAAGCCUCUUGAGGAUAGUGCUUGCCAUCCUUUUAACACCCAGGGAAGCAUUUCAGAAGUCCAGUCUCUGAGUUCUUUCCAGUCCGAGUCAUGUGAUGACAAUGCUUCCAUAGUGACUGUAAUACACCUUGUCAAUGCAGUUGUUGACUCGGUAGAAAAAGAAGAAACUCUUGUGGGUCAUGACCUCAAGAAUCCAAGAGCAUAUCACUGGGACACAUCUGAUUGGAUGCCGAAUGUUCAGCUACCUGGCAUCCAGGAAUAUCCACAAUAUGAGGUAAAUGAACACCCAGCCCCGCUUUAUUCUGACCCUAAUGCCAUUGACACAGACUACUAUCCUGGAGGGUAUGACAUUGAGAGUGAUUUCCCGCCACCUCCAGAUGAUUUCCCAAUUCACGAUGAACUGCAGCCAUUGCCCCCGGAAUACAAUGAAUUUGAUUCCAUACAGCCUCCGCGGGACAUGCCCGUUGCUGGAAGUCUGAAUUCAAUGUCACAAAAUAGACAGCAUUUUAACAUGAACCAGUGUCUACCCCACCACCACUAUUCAGCGGACCUCUCAGAACGGCAGAAUGCAGUCCCUGCGGGAAGCAACUAUCGGGGUACCUACCCUUCCUACUCCCUAACGUAUAAUGAUGACUUUGACGCACCCAGUAUGGAUAACAUGUCUAUGUCUGUGUACACAUCUACCACCGCCUCUUGCUCUGAUGUCUCAGCGUGCUGUGAGAUGGAAGAAUCUGAAGUCAUGAUGAGUGACUAUGAAAGUGGGGAUGAAGGCCACUUUGAUGAUGUAACUAUUCCACCACUGGACUUCCAGCAACACACGGAAGUCUGACAAUUCUAAAGUGCCUGGGCUUUAACCGGACAGCACCAUGCAACAGCUUCUAUAUUGACAAGUAUUCUAUGUUAUUUUGCAUAUUGGUUUGCAAGCAUUGUCGGUCAGCUAAUUCCAGCAUGGCUGCAGAGGAUCAUGCAGCAUGUUUCUACACAUCACUGGUUUCUUUCUCCUGAACUACUGGAACUGAAUUUAACAAAUUACAUUUUCAUUGGCUGUGCCAUUUCAGAAUGUGGUUUUGUAUCAGUACAAACAUGCAAAGUAUAGAAGGAUUUUGAUAUUUGGCAAUAUAUUUCACAACAUCCUUUCAUUGUGGUAUUGGUCUGUAUUUAUGUAGUUCUAAUAAUACAGAGAUUAAUUUUUUAAAAGAAUUUUUCUUGUCCUGCAGUUUUUCUUUGUAAAUUUAAUGUACAGUUCUGAUUAAAUAGUCUAAACUAGGAUUUUGUAGAUAUGUGGAAUUGUUUCCAGAAUUUUAGUGCUGUUCAAGUGUGUUCAUCAUUUGCUUUAACAGUGGCAUACCCUGAUAGUUGUGUACAAACCAGUGAUUGGGGUUCUACUCUUAACUUUAUUAUUUCCAGUCAAUUUAAACAUUCAUCAUAAACAUUUUUACCAAAUGUACCAAAAUGCCAAGUUGAUAAGAAUGAGUGGGUUUAUUUUGCUAUGUUUGGGUCUGAAACAUGAAAAUGUCUUAACAGUGAAUGAAUGCAUUUUUUAAUUGUAAAUUGUGUGGAUUUUUUUUUCAGUAAAAGGGGACCUACUGAAUUUUUAGAACCAAAACUUUGCAUAACAUGACAAUGACUUUCUAAAAGCUCUCUGUGGUGCAAUGGUCCUGUUUUUUUUUAAUGAAACUUCCAUUAGCAUUCACUUACUUUCUCAUUGGUAAUAAAUUGUGGAAAAUUAAUUGCCUUGUGCUGUGGUGUGUCUUUAUGAAUUCAAAUUGAGUUGAACUUUGCCAGAAAGUAAAUCAGGAAUGUAUCACCAAAAUAAUAAUUAUCAGGUAAUGCGGCCUUAAGUGUCCACAGGGUUUUUCCCAAUCUCACCAUGGUUUUGGUGGUAGAUCAGAGUAAACCCCAAUGGAAAUCAAGGACUUCUUUAGAUACGUUUUUAAAAAAUGCAUCGGAAACAUACCUCCCACAAUGUUAUUUUCUGUAAGCUUUUUCAUGUCUGCAUUUGUACUGUGAAAUGGAAAAUCCAUUUGUCAAAAUCUUAUGAAGGAGAAAACCUAAUAUAAAAUUUUUUGGAGUAUAAUUUCUUAAGGGAUUGCUUGAUUCACUCAAUUGCUAUCAAAUAAAGUAUUAUUUUUCUCUAAUGCAUAUAUUUAAAGUCAAAUAAAUGUAAAUACUUAGAUUACA